Messenger RNA from Carlito syrichta (Philippine tarsier), 939 nucleotides. RefSeq names its product olfactory receptor 52A1-like. The coding region runs from base 1 to 939 and encodes 312 amino acids. The record is from RefSeq and is a predicted model, not a curated record. Gene Ontology annotation, biological process: G protein-coupled receptor signaling pathway. Lineage: Eukaryota; Metazoa; Chordata; Mammalia; Primates; Tarsiidae. The transcript has a single exon. Gene Ontology annotation, cellular component: membrane. Gene Ontology annotation, molecular function: olfactory receptor activity; G protein-coupled receptor activity.
AUGUUCAUUUCCAACAGCACAGUCUACAUGCCUUCUGUGCUGACACUCGUAGGGAUCCCAGGCCUGGAAUCUGUGCAGUGCUGGAUUGGGAUUCCAUUCUGUGUAAUGUAUCUUAUUGCUUUAAUUGGAAAUUCCUUGCUUCUGAUCAUCAUCAAAUCAGAGCGUAGUCUUCACGAGCCCAUGUACAUUUUCUUAGGCAUGCUAGGAGUCACCGAUAUUGCACUUGCUACCAGCAUUAUGCCCAAGAUGCUUGGAAUCUUCUGGUUUUGUAUGCCUGAAAUCUAUUUUAAUUCCUGCUUAUUUCAAAUGUGGCUCAUUCACACAUUUCAGGGUAUAGAGUCAGGCAUCUUGAUGGCCAUGGCCCUGGACCGUUAUGUGUCUAUCUGCUACCCACUACGACAUACCACCAUCUUCACCCAUCAGCUUGUCACCCAAAUAGGAACUGUGGUUGUGCUCAGGGCUGCCAUGCUUGUAGCCCCAUGCCUAGGACUCAUAAAGUGCCGGUUUCAAUUUUAUCACACAACAGUCAUCUCCCACUCCUACUGUGAGCACAUGGCUAUUGUGAAACUAGCUGCUGCAAAUGUCCAAAUCAACAAAAUCUACGGUUUGUUUGUGGCCUUCACUGUCGCAGGAUUUGACCUCACAUGCAUCACAUUGUCCUACAUCCAGAUAUUUAUCACUGUCUUUCAUUUGCCCCAGAAGGAGGCCAGGUUCAAGGCAUUCAAUACCUGCAUCCCUCAUGUCUGCGUCUUCCUCCAGUUCUACCUCCUUGCCUUCUUCUCCUUCUUCACACAUAGGUUUGGUUCCCACAUACCACCUUAUAUCCACAUCCUAUUUUCUAGUAUUUAUUUACUGGUCCCUCCAUUUUUCAAUCCACUUGUCUAUGGUUUAAAGACCAAGCAGAUUCAGGUUCAUGUGUUUAAAAUGCUCUUUUCAUAA